GCCAUGUCCAUGUAUGACUACAGCCUGAUCUGUAAUUUCCCCAAAUGUCGAGGAAAGUUGAGUGGCUUUGCCUGGGUGACGGCCUGCUCUCACAUCUUCUGUGAUCGGCACGGCUCUGGUGAGUUCAGCCGCACUCCGACUAUCUGCCCUGCCUGUUCUUCUGCCCUGUCUGGAAAACUGGACAUUGUGCGUACUGAGCUGGCUCCAUCAGAGCAGUACAAGGCCAUGGUUUUGGUCGGACUGCGACCCGAGACCGUUCUGGAUAUCAGCCAUCGAGCACUGGCCUUUUGGACAUACCAGGUAAACCAAGAAAGGUUGCUUAUGGAGUAUAGUUUGUCCAGAGCAGAAGUGCAGGUUGGCCAAAUUGAGAAGGUGAUGGUACAGCAGAACCAAUCCAAAGAGCUUGAGCUGAAUGCACUGCGGGAGGAGAUUGCAUCACUCAAUAAGAGGCUGGAAGAAUAUAAGCGAAAAUAUAGUGAAGUUUCAGAACUUCUGGUGAAGAGAAACAGACAGUAUCAGAAACUUCAGGGGCUGUUUGAGACUAUGAGGCUACGCACCAUGGAGGCUGCUGAGAAAGAAGGACUGAACCUAGCUGCCAAUAUUUUCCCCACUGGAAUAAUUAGACAGCACUCUCCCCGCACCACUUCUCCUUUCUUAGCUGUGGGUCCAGAAGGUGACAAGCUCUUUCCUUCUUUCCUAGAACCAGAGAGCUUCAAGAGCUUUUUCCAGUUUAGCUCUCCACCAAGAGAGAAAGGGCAUUCCUUUAUAAAGAAAAACUAACUAACUGCAAAAAAUCUGACAGUUUGGUAUGCAUCAGUAUCUUUUUCAUUA
This is a messenger RNA of Hemibagrus wyckioides, 831 nucleotides long. RefSeq names its product E3 ubiquitin-protein ligase CCNB1IP1. Gene Ontology annotation, molecular function: ubiquitin protein ligase activity. NCBI's taxonomy places the organism in Eukaryota, Metazoa, Chordata, Actinopteri, Siluriformes, Bagridae. Gene Ontology annotation, biological process: reciprocal meiotic recombination. The record is from RefSeq and is a predicted model, not a curated record. The transcript has 4 exons. Gene Ontology annotation, cellular component: synaptonemal complex. Bases 4 to 780 code for a protein of 258 amino acids.